This is a messenger RNA of Penicillium angulare, 942 nucleotides long. Its product is annotated as MAGE domain-containing protein. The record is from RefSeq and is a predicted model, not a curated record. Gene Ontology annotation, cellular component: nucleus. Gene Ontology annotation, biological process: DNA repair. Lineage: Eukaryota; Fungi; Ascomycota; Eurotiomycetes; Eurotiales; Aspergillaceae. The transcript is spliced from 2 exons. Bases 1 to 942 code for a protein of 313 amino acids.
AUGUCCGCUGCCGAAGAGCUAGAAGCCGGAGGCGCACCGACGAAUUUCGACGCGAUGGUUAAAGAUAUGGUGCGGCUUGCGCUGUCGAGCGAGUAUGCGCGCGUUCCUAUUCGUCGAGCAGACAUCAGCAAUAAGGUUCUUGGGGAGCGAGGAUCGAAACAAUUCAAGGUUGUUUUUGAGCAGGCGCAACGCGAGUUGAAGAGGAGAUUUGGGAUGGAAAUGGUGGAGUUACCUGCUCGGGAGAAAUUGACUAUCACACAGCGACGAGCCGCUCAAAAAACGGAAAAGCCAUCCACAUCCAGCAAAUCCUGGGUCCUCUCAACUACCCUCCCACAAGCUUAUCGAAUUCCCUCGAUCCUAUCCCCAGCAAAAGCCCCCUCAUCCAAAGCCGAAAGCACAUACACAGCUCUAUACUCCUUCGCCAUAGCCGUUAUCUCUCUUAACGGCGGCUCCCUCGCAGAACAAAAACUGGAACGCUAUCUCGCCCGCAUGAACGUGGAUACCCAAACACCUCUCGGGAAAACAGACAAAUUUCUCCAAAGAGUCUGCAAGGAGGGCUAUCUAGUUCGAACCCGAGAAGUAGAUGGUGGCGAGGAAAUAAUCGAGUACACGGUUGGCCCGCGGGGGAAGGUGGAGGUUGGUUCGGGAAGUGUUGCGGGAUUGGUUAGAGAGGUUUAUGGAUUUGGGCAGGAGAUUGGGGAUUCGGAUUUGGAGGAUGAUGGGGAGGGUGGGAUUAGACCUACGCAGGUUGAGCAGAGUGUAAAGAAGGACUUUGAGAUGAGGUUGAGGAGGACUUUGGGGAUGCAGCCGUUGAGGGAUAGGAGGGCGGCUGAUGCUAAUGGGGUUGAUGCUGGUGCUGGUGCUGGUGCUGAUGAGAAUGAGGGGCGGAGGAGGUCUUCGCGGAGACCUGCUGCUCAGUCUGAGUCGGAUGAGAGUGAUUGA